Ictidomys tridecemlineatus (thirteen-lined ground squirrel) is the source of this 1208-nucleotide messenger RNA. RefSeq names its product protein max. The record is from RefSeq and is a predicted model, not a curated record. Gene Ontology annotation, cellular component: RNA polymerase II transcription regulator complex. Gene Ontology annotation, biological process: positive regulation of transcription by RNA polymerase II. Gene Ontology annotation, molecular function: DNA-binding transcription factor activity; protein dimerization activity. NCBI's taxonomy places the organism in Eukaryota, Metazoa, Chordata, Mammalia, Rodentia, Sciuridae.
AUGAUUGAAACAGAGAAGACUGAAAGGAGCGAUAAGGACGAUAUCCAGGUGGAGAGCAAAGAUGACAAACGGGCUCAUCAUAAUGCACUGGAACAAAAACGCAAAGACCCCAUCAAAGACAGCUUUCACAGUUUGCAGGACUCGGUCCCAUCACUCCAAGGAGACAAGGCAUCCCGGGCCCAAAUCCUAGACAAAGCCACAGAGGAAAUCCAGUAUAUGCAAAGGAAAAACCACACGCACCAGCAAGAUACUGACGGCCUCGAGCGGCAGAAUGCUCUUCUGGAGCAGCAAGUCCGUGCACUGCAGAAGGCGAGGUCGAGUGCCCAACUGCAGACCAACUACCCCUGCUCAGACAACAGCCUCUACACCAACCCCAGGGGCAGCACCAUCUCUGCCUCUGAUGGGGGCUCCGACUCCGGCUCAGAGCGAGAGCCUGAAGAGCCCCAAAACGGGAAGAAACUCCGGAUGGAGGCCCCUAAGCCACACAGGGCAGGCCAGCAGUAAAACUGUCCAUGUCCUGCGUCGUCUCAUCCUCCUCUCAGUUCAUCAUUAGAACGCUCAGAACCAUUUAAAAGACCCUUUAUUUUUCUUUUCUUUUUUUUUUUAAUUUUUAUUUGUACGUAGAAGCUCUUGGACAACAACUCUCCUUCUUCCCUGUUUCCACUAUUUUUAAAAAAUGUUUUCCCUUCAGGAUUCCCUGUCCCCACCAGACGUUUUUAAACCAAAACACCCCAACUUGGCAGCUUUUUCUGUGGAGGACAGACGGCUGGCCGGACCUCUGAGCACAGGGUGUCCUGCCCACCCCACCAGCUCCUCCAGCCCCGUGGGGCUCGUGCCUGGAGGUCGCCUGUCCUGCUGGGCCUCUCCUCCCGGUCCCCUCGCCUUUGUUUGAUAGACUUCGUGAAUCUGAACUGCUUUGAGAAGGUGACCAGUUUGGAGUAAUCAGAAUCACCCCCUCUCCUUCAUAAGUUUUUUUUUUUUUCCUAUAAAGCUAUUUAACUCUUGUUGAAAGACCAGACCUUGAAGUUUGUGGUAUAAAAGGAAAGUGGGGACAGAUUUGCAGAGUUCUUGGCACGUUUCACUCCCGCUUCUCUCAGCCAGCUGUGUAAGCCUGCAGUGCCAGCCGCAUGGAGGGCCGAGUGACACUUGUGGUAUGUACUGGAGAUGGCAGCAGAGAAGCCGCAGCCAACAGGGAGGGGUAGGGGGUG